Eremomyces bilateralis CBS 781.70 is the source of this 1587-nucleotide messenger RNA. RefSeq names its product putative NOL1/NOP2/sun domain protein. The transcript has 2 exons. Gene Ontology annotation, cellular component: nucleolus. The record is from RefSeq and is a predicted model, not a curated record. NCBI's taxonomy places the organism in Eukaryota, Fungi, Ascomycota, Dothideomycetes, Eremomycetales, Eremomycetaceae. Gene Ontology annotation, biological process: rRNA base methylation. The coding region runs from base 1 to 1587 and encodes 528 amino acids. Gene Ontology annotation, molecular function: methyltransferase activity.
AUGUCGCUCUAUUACGAGGCCGCUGAUAUUCUAUCGGCGUCUUUGUCUGGCAAGGGCUCCAUACAAUCACUGGUGUAUAGUAACAAGACGCUGAAAAACAAGCCGGGUCACUUGUUUGCGUUGCUAAGUGAAGCGUCAAAAUGGUCCCCUGUGCUCAAGGAUAUCAUUAAUCAGAGUGGAGUUCUAGCGAUCGAGAAGAAGCUUACACCUACCCUCGCACUGCUACUCUGUCAUGACCUUUUACUCUCGAAAUCCGGUAUCGCUGCGCCCUCGGCCCAUCCGCUUCGACUCUCCAUAUCACGUCAUAAAGCUAGACUCUCGGCUGAGUUGACGAAGAUCCGUAUCAAGCGUGGAUAUGGCUCUCUAGACGAGCUCAAAGCUUCGAUCGAGAGCCUGUCCUCUGAAGGCAACAAGCGGAUACGGUGGGUUAGGGUCAAUACCCUCAAAAUCAGUCUGGAUGAUUUAUCUGCAACAUUACUGCAUGGAUACAAGCAUACCACUUCAUUGCAAGAGAUAUCCGAUGCUUCGUCAGAUGACAAGCUGUACUAUGUGGACGCUCAUAUUCCAAAUCUGCUCGCAUUGCCUUCUACAGCGAAUCUCUUGAAGUCUACUGCUUACGCACAGGGACAAAUCAUAUUGCAAGACAAAGCUUCAUGCUUCCCAGCAGUACUAAUGGGGGUGCGCCCUGGCGAAACAAUCGUAGAUGCGUGUGCUGCUCCAGGAAACAAAACGACGCAGCUCGCCGCUUCUUGUGGAGACAGCUCGGCUCGAGUGAUUGCAUUUGAGAAGGACAAACUGCGAGCAUUGACUUUACGGAAGAUGGUGGAGCGGGCUGGAGCUCAGCAUAUAGUCUCAAUAAAUGGGGGCCAAGACUUUCUUGCAUGCGAUCCCGAAUCCGACCAGCUUCGAACAGUCACUGGUCUGUUGCUAGAUCCCAGUUGUUCCGGAAGUGGCAUUAUUGGACGAGAUGAUAUUGCAACCGUCGAAUUGCCCGGGUCUCCCACGGCAGUAGACCAGACACAUAUUGCACCCUCUCGCAAACGAAAGCGAGGACCAAGCAAAGACACGGCAUCGAUUCCCUCCCAAAUACAGAUCCAGGACUCUCCUGACGCCAGCUUGGUUGAGGCAGAGCCAAUAAUGGCGGACGAUCUCAAAUCCAGAUUACAGGGACUCGCGAAGUUUCAGUUGGAAAUUAUAAAACACGCGAUGAGCUUUCCGGCUGCAACAAAGAUCACAUACUCCACCUGCUCCAUUCAUGCUACAGAAAACGAAGAGGUGGUGUUCGGGGCACUUGCAUCAGGCAUUGCUCGCGAGCGAGGCUGGAGAAUCUGGACUCGAGAGGAACAGGUAUCGGGAAUUGCUACUUGGCCUAGGCGAGGGUCUCAAGAGGCGGUUGAGGCUAGCAUUAAGGCGCACCAGGGUUAUGACCAAGAUCCGAUCGAAUUAGCUGAAGCAUGCAUUCGAUGUUGCAAAGGCACAGACGAGGGAACUAUGGGAUUCUUUCUCGUGGGAUUCCUCAGGGAUGGCGGAGAAUCACCAGAAGAAGAGCAGGAUGAAUGGAACGGUUUUUCUGAUGACGAGGUAUAA